Babesia sp. Xinjiang is the source of this 648-nucleotide messenger RNA. RefSeq lists its product as uncharacterized. The transcript has a single exon. Lineage: Eukaryota; Apicomplexa; Aconoidasida; Piroplasmida; Babesiidae. The coding region runs from base 1 to 648 and encodes 215 amino acids. The record is from RefSeq and is a predicted model, not a curated record.
AUGCCGAUCGAUUAUUCUAGAUGGGACAACCUAGAGUUGUCAGACUCAGAUGAUGAUAGAAAGCCAAAAGUUAUAAAACUUGAUCCCUCACAACGCGUCGAAUUGGGACGCGACGGAUACAAUAUAAUAUCCAGUGGUACUAACGCCACUAACCCCCGCGACUUCGCGGCUCUAUCGAUAUUUUGGAAAAAGCACGUCGAAAAUGGCGGCGUAGUUGGACGGUCUCAUGUAUUUUCUCAGAAUCGCUACGAAAUAUGCGUUCUUAUCGCUGUAAGUGCUGAAGAUAAACAUCGAUUUGAGGUUGCCGUGACCGAAUCCACAUUGAGAAUCCUCCGAUCAGGAAUUGAAAUACUCAAUAAGGACUUCUACACAAAGGUUAAAGAUGAUGACGAAUUUAUGAAUUGGAAGAUUGUGAGACAGGAGAUUGACUGGAAAGCACUGGAAUCUUACUGUCGUACAUCCGGACCUGAGGGCCACGAUGCCAACAUUUCAUUCACAGAAUUCUACGAACAAACAUUUAUCGAAUUAGAGCUUACAAAACAUAGUAUAAUCGAAGAUUGCGUCAUCUGGUGGCCGAAAGUUUUUAAGGUAAGCUUGAAAGCUCUAACCUCUUUCAUGAACCUUUCGGAUUUCAUGUGUGAUAUGUAA